CCACCGGCAAGCCUUCAGGAUGGUACUUGCCUGAAUUCGCCCACCCCUAUGAAGUCCUCAAGGACAAGACCGAGAUGACCAUCGCCUCGCCCAAGGGCGGCAAGGCUCCUCUCGACCCUGCCUCGGUGCAGAUGUUCGCCGAGGAUCCUACCUCCAAGGCCUUCCUCGCCGAGAAGGAGGCCCUCUGGACCAACACCGUCAAGCUGGCCGACGUCAAGGCGGCUGACUUUGACGCUAUCUUCUACGUGGGCGGUCAUGGCCCAAUGUUCGACCUGUACUCCGACCCCGUCUCCCUCGCCCUCAUCCAGGCCUUCUCCGAAGCCAAAAAGCCCGUCUCCGCCGUCUGCCACGGUCCCACCGUCUUCCUCAACGCAACGGCCGCAUCCGGCGAGCCCAUCCUCUCCGGCGCCACCGUGACCGGCUUCUCCAACGUCGAGGAAGAACAGGCCGGUUUGACCGCCGCCAUGCCGUACCUGCUCGAGACGGAGCUGAACAAGAUCACCAACGGCGGCUACGUCAAGGCCGACCAGCCAUGGGGCGAGAAGGUGGUUGUCUCCAAGGCUGCGGGGUCGGGCGCUGUUUUGAUUACCGGCCAGAACCCUGCUAGUGCGACUGCUGUGGGUAAGGAGAUUUUGAAGGCGCUGGGAUUGUAGAUAUAUUCAAUAUAUGAUAAUAUAAUUGUGGUGGAUGCACACUAUAUAUGAAACAUGAGACUAUCCAGAUUAGUGCAGACCCUGAGACCCUUCGGACGGCCCCGAACCCCAAAACAGAAACAUCCGAUAUCUUCUUCAGCAUGCUCGUAUCCUUACUUCUUAUUCGUGUUGAUCAUGUUACACGCCAAGCAUCUAUACAACAUGGCACAUGCACUCAAGCAAGGGGUGCCGACGGACUCCGUAACCAGCCAACUAUAAAUCUCGCGUCGGGACCAAAACAAAACAACAGAACCAUUCACCCUCACCAUGGUCAAGUUCAUCCUCUCGGCCCUGCUGGCAGUCCCUCUCAUCGCGGCAUCCCCUAUCGCUGCCCCCUCACCACCAGACAUCCCGGCUACAUCUACGGCACAAAGUGAACUUGCAGCGUUAAAGGUCGCUGCGCAGGGAUCGCAGGAUGGCUAUGAUCGGGAUGCAUUUCCGCACUGGAUUAGCCAGGGACA
Aspergillus wentii DTO 134E9 is the source of this 1153-nucleotide messenger RNA. RefSeq names its product type 1 glutamine amidotransferase domain-containing protein. The record is from RefSeq and is a predicted model, not a curated record. The transcript has 3 exons. Bases 75 to 653 code for a protein of 192 amino acids. Gene Ontology annotation, molecular function: glyoxalase III activity. NCBI's taxonomy places the organism in Eukaryota, Fungi, Ascomycota, Eurotiomycetes, Eurotiales, Aspergillaceae.